AUGCAGCAGGUCCUGGAUAACCUUACUGAUCUGCCGACAUCGACAGGCGCUGAAGAAAUAGACCUGAUUUUUCUUAAAGGAAUUAUGGAAAACCCUAUUGUAAGAUCACUUGCCAAGGCUCAUGAGCGACUGGAAGAUUCUAAACUUGAGGCUGUCAGUGACAACAACCUGGAGUUGGUGAAUGAAAUCCUUGAAGACAUCAGUCCCUUAGUAAAUAAAGAUGAAAAUAUUGCAGAAUUGGUUGGAAUACUCAAGGAGCCUCAUUUUCAGUCACUCUUGGAAGCACAUGAUAUUGUGGCUUCAAAAUGUUAUGAUUCCCCUCCUUCUAGCCCAGAAGUCAAUAAUUCUUCAGUGAACAACCAGGUUGUUCCAGUAGAUGCUAUUCGUAUCCUUGGAAUUCACAAAAGAGCAGGAGAACCACUGGGCGUUACGUUUAGAGUUGAGAACAAUGAUCUGGUAAUAGCACGGAUUCUUCAUGGUGGAAUGAUAGAUCGACAAGGUCUUCUGCAUGUAGGUGACAUUAUUAAAGAAGUGAAUGGCCAUGAGGUUGGAAACAAUCCAAAAGAAUUGCAGGAACUGCUGAAAAAUAUUAGUGGCAGUGUCACUCUGAAGAUUCUCCCAAGCUACAGAGACACUGUUAUUCCUCAACAGGUUUUUGUGAAGUGUCAUUUUGAUUAUAAUCCAUAUAAUGACAACCUCAUCCCUUGCAAAGAAGCAGGUUUGAAAUUUUCUAAAGGAGAAAUUCUUCAGAUUGUAAACCGGGAAGAUCCAAAUUGGUGGCAGGCUAGUCAUGUCAAAGAAGGAGGAAGUGCAGGGCUUAUUCCUAGCCAGUUCUUGGAAGAGAAGAGAAAGGCCUUUGUUAGGAGGGACUGGGACAACUCAGGGCCUUUCUGCGGAACAAUAAGCAGCAAAAAAAAGAAAAAGAUGAUGUAUCUCACUACAAGAAAUGCAGAAUUUGAUCGUCAUGAAAUCCAGAUCUAUGAGGAAGUAGCUAAAAUGCCUCCUUUUCAGAGGAAAACACUGGUCUUAAUUGGGGCCCAAGGCGUGGGGCGAAGAAGUUUGAAGAACAGGUUCAUAGUACUGAAUCCUACUAGGUUUGGAACUACAGUGCCAUUUACUUCACGGAAGCCAAGAGACGAUGAAAAGGAUGGGCAAGCGUACAGAUUUGUGUCGCGAGCUGAAAUGGAGAUGGAUAUUAAAGCUGGCAGAUAUUUAGAGCAUGGGGAAUAUGAAGGAAAUCUUUAUGGCACCAAAAUUGAUUCCAUCCUUGAAGUUGUUCAGACAGGAAGGACCUGCAUCUUGGACGUGAAUCCACAGGCCCUGAAAAUACUGAGGACUUCAGAAUUCAUGCCCUAUGUAGUGUUUAUUGCUGCUCCAGAGUUGGAGACUUUGCGGGCUAUGCACAAGGCUGUGGUAGAUGCUGGAAUUACAACCAAACUUCUCACUGACACCGAUUUGAAAAAAACAGUGGACGAAAGCGCACGGAUCCAGAGAGCCUACAACCACUAUUUUGAUCUGACCAUUGUAAAUGACAACCUGGACAAAGCCUUCGAGAAGCUACAGACUGCUAUCGAGAGACUGAGGCUGGAACCGCAGUGGGUCCCAAUUAGCUGGGUAUAUUGAGAUUUCUCAAGAGGAGCUGAAGUAACAAACAAAACCAACCGCAGCACCUAUGCUAAUGUGACGUUGUGUAGAUACCGACAAUAACCUACGGCACCCGUGCAUUUUUACUCUGUGUAUAUUCAAAAAGUACACUAUUCUGAAUUUUUAUAAAAAUGUUGAAGGGAAAGUGUACUUAAAUAUGUAAUUUAUUUUAAUUUUUCUAACUUUUUACAGAUAACCUUUCUAUUCAUAUCACAUGAAGGAAAUGCGUUUAAGCAUUUUUAUAUGUUUUGAUUUAGUACCUUUGCCUUCUUCAUCUAAGAAACUUUCAGUCAUUCACUUCAACAUUUACAUCUUGGUCUUACAUUUUCACUGUGAUUAAAGAAAGAUACUUGAAACAAUUUUUGUAAAACUUGUUAACGUCAGUGCUUAACUGGUCAAAAGUCUAUAGCUCUUACUAGGAAAGAACACUAAUUUCUUUCAUUUUUUUUUUUCUUCCUUAAAAAAAUAAUAAUUUCAUGGGAGCAGAAUUUUGAGUAUUAAAAGCAGCAACCAACACACAGCUCCAUUGCUCCAGCUUCUUUCGGCUUGAUGUUGGUGCAUUCUGGAUGUUUCACAAAUUCUUGGUGUCUCUUGAUUUAGACAACUGCUGUGUAGGUUCCCUUAGACGCG
Messenger RNA from Leptosomus discolor (cuckoo roller), 2274 nucleotides. RefSeq names its product protein associated with LIN7 2, MAGUK p55 family member (gene PALS2). Lineage: Eukaryota; Metazoa; Chordata; Aves; Leptosomiformes; Leptosomidae. Gene Ontology annotation, molecular function: protein binding. The record is from RefSeq and is a predicted model, not a curated record.